GUCCAGACUGGGAGGUGUGUGUCAGGUCAUGGCUGACACUGUCCCAGUGCGGGGUAAUCAGGCCUUUAACCAGCAGGCUCUGGAGGCAGUGUUAGCCGCCAGGAUCCCAGGCUUCACCCACGAGCCGCAGCCAUGUCUGACGGUCAGUCAGUACAGGUUUGGCCAAUCAAACCCAACCUACCACCUACAGAAGGGGAACAGAGAGUACGUGUUGAGGAAGACUCCCCCUGGACCACUCUUAUUAGGAGCUCAUAUGGUGGACAGAGAACAUAGGGUUCAAAAGGCAUUAUUUGUGGCGGGAUUUCCUGUCCCGAAGCCCUUGCUCUUCGUUGAUGAUGAUUCUAUUAUCGGCACCAACUUCUAUGUGAUGGAGCAUGUGCAGGGCCGGAUAUUUCGAGACAUGAGUCUGCCAGGAGUGAGGCCAGCGGAACGUGCUGCUCUGUAUGUUGCCAUGAUCGAGACGCUUGCAAGACUGCACAGUGCUGACUGGAGAGCCUUGGGCUUGCAGGGUUAUGGGAAGGAUCGUGGUUACUGCAAGAGACAGGUCUUAACAUGGACAAAACAGUACAAGGCUGCCGCAACGUCCAACAUUCCCGCCAUGAACCAGUUAUCCGAAUGGCUGCUCAGUAAUUUACCGGAUAAUGAUCAGGAAGGAACUUUAGUCCAUGGUGAUUUCCGUCUGGAAAAUAUAAUCUUUCACCCCACUGAGGCUCGGGUCCUGGCUGUGCUGGACUGGGAACUGUCAACCAUUGGACAUCCCAUAGCAGACCUGGCCUACACCUGCUUGCCUUUCUAUUGGCCCAAGGAAGUCCUCUUUAUUGGACCGAACUGCAAUUCAAAUAUUCAGGGGGUUGAAGGAAUUCCAUCUUGUGAAGAAUUGCUCUCUAUUUACUGCCGAUGUAGAAGUCUUCCUGUCUUACUACCGAACUGGAACUUCUUCCUGGCCUUAUCCUCAUUUAAGUUGGCCUCCAUAAUUCAGGGGGUGUAUGCUCGAUCCAUACUUGGAAAUGCCACUGCUGACAAUGCACACGAGUUCAAAGACAGUGUGAAGCCUCUGGCACAGACUGGAUUGCUGCUCUCCAAAGGGAAAUUGGAGCUAUCGAUCGAGCAUCCCCCUGAUACAAGAAGCCAAUCGGAGCAGACAGCACAGGGCCAUCUGGUCCUGCAGCAGCUGAAGAAAUUCAUGAAGCAGCACUUGUUUCCAGCAGAGCAGGAGAUUGCAGAAUAUUAUGCCAGAAAUGAACAUUCUGUUCUCCGAUGGAAGCAGCCACCUGUUAUAGAGACGCUGAAGCUGAAGGCUAAAGCUGUGGGACUAUGGAACCUCUUUUUACCAGAGGUCAGUGGCCUGAGCCAGCUGGACUAUGCUUUCAUGGCUGAAGAAAUGGGACGAUGCUUCUUUGCUCCAAAGGUUUUCAACUGCCAAGCCCCGGACACGGGGAACAUGGAGGUGCUGCAUUUAUACGGAACAGAGGAGCAGAAGAAGCAAUGGCUGAAGCCACUGCUUUCGGGAGAAAUCAGCUCCUGCUUCUGCAUGACUGAGCCAGCCGUGGCCUCCAGCGAUGCCACUAACCUGGAGUGCAGUAUUCGCCGGGAAGGAGCGAGCUACAGGAUAAAUGGUACCAAGUGGUGGAGCAGUGGGGCAGGGAACACAAACUGCAAAUUAGCUAUUGUUAUGGGCAGGACUGAAAAUAAAAACAUUUCAAGGCACAAACAACACAGCAUGAUUCUUGUUCCCAUGGAUACAUCAGGGCUGAAGGUCAUCAGACCUCUGCAAGUGUUUGGGUAUGAAGACUGUUUUCAUGGUGGACACUUUGAGAUACAUUUCAACAAUGUUCAAGUACCAGUUUCCAACAUGCUGUUAGGCGAAGGCAGAGGAUUUGAAAUCGCACAAGGCCGCCUCGGACCAGGCCGUAUCCACCAUUGUAUGAGGACCAUAGGAAUAGCAGAACGUGCCUUGGAGCUGUUGUGCCAGAGGGUUGUCCAGAGGAAGGCUUUUGGGAAGAAACUAUAUGAAAAUGAAGUGGUUGCACAUUGGAUAGCGGAGGGUCGCAUUGCCAUUGAACAAGCCCGACUUCUUACGCUUAAAGCUGCCAAAACAAUUGACCUUGUGGGCACAGCAAGAGCCAGAAAGGAGAUUGCUAUGAUCAAGGUGGUAGCUCCACGAAUGGCAUGCAAAGUGGUGGACUGUGCCAUUCAGGCUUAUGGAGGGGGAGGAUUCUCGCAGGAUUUCCCUCUAGCCCACAUGUAUAGUCUGGUGCGUACUUUACGUAUAGCCGACGGUCCAGAUGAGGUCCAUCUCUCUGCAGUGGCUAAACUGGAGCUGAGAGAGCAGUUGAAAAGCCUGGUAGGAAAGCUGUAAAGGAUACCUCUUGAUGCAGAUCGUGACUGAGGGGCCUUCCUGAAGAGCAGUGGCUGAGUUACCAAGCCCUGCGUUGGUGUUUGCCAGUUCCACUCAGCCUGUGAAUAGUUUAAGCACCAAUAACUGGGGACAUCAGACAACACAGGUUGAGUCACUGCAUUGUUAAUACUUUGCUAUAGGAGCAUUGCAGAGGUUGUUGGAUUUCAUCUCCCCCAUAAUACUGCAAGUUGGAAUAAUAAAAAUAAAUUCAACCACCAA
Molecule: messenger RNA, 2617 nt
Organism: Callorhinchus milii (elephant shark)
Lineage: Eukaryota; Metazoa; Chordata; Chondrichthyes; Chimaeriformes; Callorhinchidae
Gene: acad11
Product: acyl-CoA dehydrogenase family, member 11
Exons: 20
Coding region: 29-2359 (776 amino acids)
Cellular component (GO): mitochondrion
Molecular function (GO): oxidoreductase activity, acting on the CH-CH group of donors; flavin adenine dinucleotide binding
Source: RefSeq, a predicted model, not a curated record